This is a messenger RNA of Solea solea (common sole), 1915 nucleotides long. RefSeq names its product nuclear receptor coactivator 7 (gene ncoa7a). Gene Ontology annotation, biological process: response to oxidative stress; regulation of transcription by RNA polymerase II. Gene Ontology annotation, cellular component: nucleus. The record is from RefSeq and is a predicted model, not a curated record. Bases 114 to 950 code for a protein of 278 amino acids. The transcript has 7 exons. NCBI's taxonomy places the organism in Eukaryota, Metazoa, Chordata, Actinopteri, Pleuronectiformes, Soleidae.
GGUAUAAAUGCAGACGACGGGAGAGACUCAGUAGACCUGCUGGAUAAGCACUGAGCCUCCAAUACUACAAUUUACUUCUCUUCACAGUUUCCACACUUCAUCUUCAGUCAGCCAUGGGAGUUGCAUACAGCGUUGGAGAGGUUGACCACCUCUACACGUUCUUUGUGCAGUGGUCACCAGAUAUCUACACGAAAGGCAACAAAAAGCACGUCCAGCCCGGCUACAUCAUCAGAGACAAGCAUCCCAAUCAUUAUCUGGUUGUGGAGAACAACAAGGCGGCUGUGAUCAACAAGCUCCUCAGCCAUCCUGUCAACAAAACUGACCAGCAAUGGGAGAUCAUCCGAGUGAAGGACUCCAAGCGGCGCCUGAGUUUGUGCAGCUCCGAGGACUCGGAGGUGGAGGAGCCCGAGGACCAGGAGGAAGGAGACGAUGCUGUGCCUGUGUUGAAUGAGCACAGCCAGCUGCUGGGUGAUCAAGACCUGGAGCAGCUUGUUGCUCAUUUGCCAGCGAGGAUCCAAUGCCAUUCAUGGCACCUUGUCUACAGCACUGCUGUCCAUGGCAGCAGCUUGAAGACCAUGUACAGGAAUAUGAAAGGUCUGGACAGUCCAGUGCUACUGGUCAUCAAAGACAUGAACAAAAAGGUGUUUGGGGCAUUUUCCACAGAUCCAUUCAGAGUCAGUAAAUACUACUAUGGCACAGGGGAAACCUUCCUGUUCAGCUUCAACCCUAAAUUUCAGGUGUACAGGUGGAGUGGGGAGAACUCUUACCUUGUAAAUGGCAAAAUGGACUCUCUGCAAAUUGGUGGAGGAGGGAAUGGCUUCGCUCUGUGGCUGGAUGCUGAUCUGAACCAUGGGGCAAGUUUUUCCUGCCCUACCUUCCACAAUGCACCGCUCUCCAAUCAAGAAGACUUUAUAGUACAAGACCUCGAGGUCUGGACUAUGCAGAGCUGAGAAAGAACAUCUAAAAAUGCGACAUAAGAUCAAUGUAGAACGCAUACUCCUGUCUGGAGUGACAGGGCUAAAUUACUUCAUGGAGUACAUGCAGUUAAGCUACUACUGUACAAAGUCUGAGAAAACAGUUGCUCCAGUAUCGUCUGUGUAGCCGGCUGAAAAUUAGCCCACACACAGUUCGUAUGAAGUCUGUUCCUGUGGUUCUUGGGCUGGCCUUCUCUUUGCACUGGUUUGACCUGUGUUCAGUAGAAGAUGCCACAUGCAAGCCUAUGAUUUGGGGUCCUGUUGCUUUAAACUACAAGCUAUUCAUCAGCAGCCUCAUGCCAGGCCCAGUUAGUUACUGGCAUCUGAAGCUUUAAGCUCUCCAUGCCCUCCUUUGGUUAUGGAGGGAAUUCAAAGAUAGAGUUCAAAUUAAGACCAUUAAAAGGUUGUACCUACUGUUAGUACACUCAGGUCCUAAAGUCUUAAAAUUAAAUUUUAUCUUUAGAUUUUCCAAUUUAAAAGUUGUAUACCUGAAUUUUCAAUGUCAGUAUGUUUCUACAUGUGUGAGUGUGAAUUUGUUAUGUAGUAAUGUUUGGCUCAAAAACACUUCACGCUCAAAAAGACACGUAUUUAUUUCUAUGGUGAAAACACUUGGGGACAUUGUGGUUGUGAGUCUCCAUUUCCUGUCCUCUUUUUAGAGAAACACUAAAUAAUGUAUCAGCUAUAAAAUAUGUAUUUGUGUAGUAAAUGGCCAUGAACUGUUACGACUGUUUUUUAUUUUUUAUUUUUUUUUAAGUGAGACACCACUUGGCUGGUGGCCUGGCUUUUUACACAGCUGGGAUCAUAUUUUAGGGAAACCUUUCAAAUAUUUGACAUGUUUUUCUUUUCUUUUUUUACUUAUUAGUAUAUUUAAUAUUUUAUUUGUAUUUUAAUUAUUUUUUAACAAAAAUGUAAACAGGAAAGUAAAGUAUGAUUCCUAGACA